UCCUCUCUCCCUCUGUCAACUUCAGUCUUUCUCUCUCAGAUAUUUCUCUGAUUUCCUCUCUUCGUCUCUCCAUGUACCUCUCCUCACCUCCCCCUUCCCCCUCUUAAUUAUAACCCUUUGAUCCCCAAUCCCAAAAUUAAAUUCAAUUUCAUGCACUUCCUCUCUCUCUCUCUCUCUCUCUCACCCACCCUUUUCUCUCAUUCUCUCUUCCUCAUCAUUUUGUUUGCUUCCCUUUGUAAUUUCCUUUCUCUCUUCCUCAAGUUCAAACACUCCUCUUAUCCCUUAGUGUAAUUUAGGGUAGAAAUUUUGCUCGUAAUCAAAAGAAUCUCUCAAUGGACCCUCAACAGAUCCCAAAUGAAGUACAAGAUGGAGGCAACAGGCAGGGGGGUGGAAUCAUGUGCAGGCAAAGCAGUACGCGGUGGACACCCACAACUGAUCAGAUAAAAAUCUUGAAGGACCUUUACUACAACAAUGGCAUUAGGUCACCCAGCGCUGAGCAGAUUCAGAGGAUCUCUGCUAAGCUGCGACAGUUCGGCAAGAUCGAAGGCAAGAACGUUUUCUAUUGGUUUCAGAACCACAAAGCUCGUGAGAGGCAGAAGAAAAGAUUCACUUCUUCUUCUGCUCCUGAUCACCAUCAUCAUGCAGCACCACCAGUGCCAGCUGUACCACCAGAAUCCAAUAAUAUCAGGCAAAGAUCAUCAGGGGUUGGGAUUGAUAUUAAUGCAACUGCUGCUGCUGCUUAUGAACAAGCACCCAUUAAUCACCACGGCAAGUAUUCCAACAUUUCUGCUCCACCAGCCGGGUUUUCUUCUGCAUCUUCUUCUUCAGUUGGUGUGAAUGUUUCUGUUGGGGCACAGAUGGGAAACUAUGGGUAUGGAUCCAUUGCCAUGGAGAAGAGCUUUAGGGAGUGCUCAAUAUCAUCUGGAGGAAGUACUAGCACUGGUCAUGUGGGUGGAUCUAAUUAUAAUACUUUUAAUCACAACUAUGGAUCAUGGGUUGGUGUUGAUCCAUAUUCCUCGCCCUACACUAUCUUUGACAAGAAAUCCUCAUCAAAACCAGUGUUUGGUGACCAGGAAAAUAUGACGGAAGAAGAAUACUACAAUCUGCAAGCUUCCCAAGAGAUUGAGACUCUCCCACUCUUCCCCAUGCACGGUGAAGACAUCCAUGGCUUUGGCAACAUCAAGUCAUCCUCCAUGGAUGGCUACUACUCCGGCUGGUACCGCUCCGAUGGCGGCAACGAUGGUGGCUCUCGCACUUCCCUUGAGCUUAGCCUCAAUUCCUACGGUCACAUGACCCAUGAUUACUUCAGAUCAUAUUGAUUAAUGUAAUAAUAUUCCUCAUGUCUCUAAUUCUGAGUUCUAGCAAGCUAGCUGCUAUAAUAUCAGAAUGAGACUAUUUAAGAUCCCCAUGUUUAUGCUCUGAUCUUAUAGGUUAAAUCUAUUAUCAGCUUGUAAUUAUAAUCAGUAUGGCUACUAGCCUGCUACCUUAUAUAUAUGAUUAACUCCUCCUAUUUUAAGGC
This is a messenger RNA of Malus domestica (apple), 1519 nucleotides long. RefSeq names its product protein WUSCHEL-like. Gene Ontology annotation, molecular function: DNA binding; DNA-binding transcription factor activity. The record is from RefSeq and is a predicted model, not a curated record. Gene Ontology annotation, biological process: plant organ development. Lineage: Eukaryota; Viridiplantae; Streptophyta; Magnoliopsida; Rosales; Rosaceae.